CAAAAAAACAAAAAAAAAACCCCAAUCCGUCAAGAUUGUCCCGAGACUCCCAGCGGGACACCUGGAAUGAAUAAAAACCCAGAUGUGCACAGACUCCUCCCCCUCUCUUUGUGAAAGCAUUGCAGCCUGAUUCAGAGUGCCUCACUCGCACACAGCCAGUCGCUGGUACAGGACGGAGCCACGCUGACUAGCCUCUCCCCAGCACCAUGGCACUCCGAGCACUGUGUCUCCUUGCUGCCCUCACCCUGGCCUGUGCCCAGCACCAACCUCUGAUGGAAUACAUUGAGAGAAGGAUUCUCUCAAUAGAGGACCGCAUCUCUGCGUGGCACGACAACACGAACCGUUACGCCGUGGAGCUGCGUGAGUUCAAGCAGCAGAUCGUGGCCCUGAUGGAGACCCUCGAGAAGGAGCGGCAGGGACUGCGCAACGAGCUGGACAACACCAACACGCGCGUGGAGCGCAUGGAGCGAGAGCUGGACUUCCUGGAGACGCAGAACCACGCCCCGCCCUGCGUGGAAGUGGACGACAAGCUGGUGGAGCAGCAGGUCAAAAAGGUGAAGGAGAAGAACAAGGUGAAGUACGAGAGGCUCACAGACUGCAGGGACAUGAUAUCCAGCAUCAAGUCUAUGAAGAUCCUGAAGAGGCUCGGUGGUGCGACGGGUGUGUGGGCCAAAGACCCGGUCGCACAGUCGGGGGAGAUCUACGUCUUCAACAACUCUUCCGGGGACACGCUGCACCAUUUCAAAACGGUGCGCGACUUCACGGCUUCUGCAGGAACCUCGCGGGCCAAGAAGAUCAAGCUGCCCUUCCCCUGGGGCGGCGCGGGACACACCAUCUACGACGGGCACGUCUACUACGUGAAAGAGGGGCAGGACUUCCAGGUCAUCAAGUACGACCUGAAGAACGAGACCGUGGUGGACAGCGUCGUCUUCCCGGCGGAGGAGCAGGUCCCCGUCUACGGGCUUUCCCCCGAGACCUUCAUCGACCUGGCCGUGGAUGAGGAAGGACUCUGGGCCAUCUACGCCACCAAGGAGAACGAGAAGAACAUCUGCCUGGCCAAGAUGGACCCCAAGACGCUGGCUAUCGAGGAGAUGUGGGACACGCCCUGCCCCCGGGAGAACGCUGAGGCGGCCUUCGUCAUCUGUGGCACGGUGUACGUGGUCUACAACACCAAGCUGCCCAGCCGCUCGCGGGUCCAGUGUGUCUUCGACGUCAGCGACAUGGUUACCAACGACGACGCCCCUUUGGUCUACUUCCCCAGACGCUACAGCUCCCACGCCAGCCUCAAGUACAACCCCCGGGAGAGGCAGAUCUACGCCUGGGAUGACGGCUAUCAGAUUCUCUACAAGCUUGUCCUGAAGAAGAAGCUGGAGGUGUGAACCCCACAAAGGGCUCCUAGGAACUGGGGGGGGGUGGGUGGGUGGGUGGGGAGCCAGGCUGGUUCUGCCCUCUCCAAACAGUACACUAUCACAUGUAAUAUAACGCAAAGCCACUGGUAAUGAAGUGUGUUUUAGAAGGUACAUGGUGCCAUGGGGCCUCUGUUUCCCGUCACCAGGGACUGUGUUAGCUGGUCUUAGCUCGUCACAAGGACUGUAGAGCGGUUUCACAGAAUGGGACUUAACUCUUUCUGUAUCUUUACCACUUGCCCUCCUCUCUCACCAUUGACAGUGCUAUUCAGUGACAUCACUUACUGUUCAUGGUGCUGUGUUUCUGCCAAGCAUUUGCAAGACGUUUGUUUUUUUGCAGAUCACCCAUUAAUGUUGAUGGGGAACAAAAAAUGCUAUUCAUAUCAAAGAAUUUUUUUUUUUUCCCAAUUGUAUUCCUCUGUACUUUUUUGUAUGUAUUUUUCAAGGAUACAAGGUCUUUUUGUAGAAAAAUUUAAAUCAAUAAAUAGUGACUAAACAUCUAG
Messenger RNA from Acipenser ruthenus (sterlet), 1909 nucleotides. RefSeq names its product olfactomedin-like protein 3A. The transcript has 3 exons. NCBI's taxonomy places the organism in Eukaryota, Metazoa, Chordata, Actinopteri, Acipenseriformes, Acipenseridae. Gene Ontology annotation, biological process: signal transduction. The record is from RefSeq and is a predicted model, not a curated record. The coding region runs from base 207 to 1379 and encodes 390 amino acids.